Gavia stellata (red-throated loon) is the source of this 317-nucleotide messenger RNA. It is a transcript of the gene SMIM29, whose product is annotated as small integral membrane protein 29. The record is from RefSeq and is a predicted model, not a curated record. NCBI's taxonomy places the organism in Eukaryota, Metazoa, Chordata, Aves, Gaviiformes, Gaviidae. The coding region runs from base 1 to 306 and encodes 101 amino acids. The transcript is spliced from 4 exons.
AUGAGCAACGCCACGGCCCCCACGGCCCCGGGCGCGGCGGGGGACUCGCUGGUGGGCUACGUCCUGGGACCCUUCCUCAUCGUCACCCUCCUCGGCGCCCUCCUGGCCGCGGUGAUGUACGUCCAGAAGAAGCGGAGGUUUGACCGCCUGCGUCACCGGCUGCUGCCCAUGUACAGCUACGACCCGGCCGAGGAGCUGCAGGAGUCCGAGCAGGAGCUGCUGGUGGAGGCGGAGGACGCCCGGGUGGUGCCCGGCUGGGGGGGGCCCUCGUCCCAUCGGCCCCCGCGCGGGGAGUGGAAGGCCUGACGCUGCCCGGA